This is a messenger RNA of Plenodomus lingam JN3, 1632 nucleotides long. RefSeq lists its product as uncharacterized. Gene Ontology annotation, biological process: amino acid transmembrane transport. Gene Ontology annotation, cellular component: membrane. The record is from RefSeq and is a predicted model, not a curated record. Gene Ontology annotation, molecular function: amino acid transmembrane transporter activity. Lineage: Eukaryota; Fungi; Ascomycota; Dothideomycetes; Pleosporales; Leptosphaeriaceae.
AUGGCAUCUGCUGGCGAGGGAGUCCUAUCCAAGAGGGGUGACCACACCCCUGAGAAGGCAACCUCCCUGAGCGAUGUCGAGAAACAAACCACGCCCCAGAACGACCAGCUGCACCGCAAGCUGUCGGCAAGGCAUCUCCAAUUCGUCGCCAUUGGCGGUACCGUUGGCACUGGAGUCUUCAUCGCAUCAGGGGGUUCGAUUGCAACCGCUGGCCCUGUCGGCGCUCUCCUCGCAUACAUCUUCGUCGGAACGCUCGUGUACUCGGUCAUGCUCAGUUUGGCUGAGAUGGCCACCUACCUCCCCGUAGCCGGAGCAUUCACACAAUACGCCGCCCGCUUUGUUGAUCCCAGUCUUGGCUUUGCCAUGGGAUGGAUCUACUGGUUCUCCUGGUCGAUUACGUAUGCGCUCGAACUCACUGCCGCGGGCCUCAUCAUCCAAUGGUGGAAUUCAGACCUCAGUAUCGGCAUCUUCAUCACCAUCUUCUGGGUUCCCAUUACGGCCGUCAACUUCCUGCCUGUGGAUAUCUUUGGUGAAUUCGAGUUUUGGUUCGCGUUGAUCAAGGUUGUCGCUCUGGUUGGGUUUUGGAUCUUCGCCAUCUGCGUGAACGCUGGUGUUGGCGUCCAAGGCUACCUUGGCUUCAAGUACUGGAAUGAACCCGGCGCCUUUGCUCCUUAUCUCGCAGAGAGCCCUGGAGUGGCCAAAUUUGUCGGCUUUUGGGCCGUAUUAAUACAGGCGGGGUUCGCUUAUCAGGGCACAGAAUUAUGCGCCAUUGGGGCCGGCGAGUCUGCGAAUCCUCGAGUGACGAUGCCCCGAGCCAUCAAGCGCACCUUCUGGUCCAUCUUCUCGCUCUUCGUGGGAACCAUCUUCUUCAUUGGCAUCCUUGUGCCCUACAAUCUCGAAUCACUCCAGGUGGGUGACACGAACGCGGGAUCCAGCCCCCUUGUCAUUGCCAUCCAAAUGGCGGGCGUCUCCGCUCUUCCAGACAUCAUGAACGCCAUCCUCCUCACCGUCGUUCUUUCCGCCGCCAGCUCCAACGUCUACUCUGGAAGCCGUAUCCUCGUUGGUCUCGCAGAGGAACACUGCGCGCCCGCAUUCUGUAAACGCACCACCAAACGCGGUGUCCCCUACAUUGCCACCGCCAUUACCGCCGCCAUGGGCCUCCUCGCCUACAUGAACCUCUCGAGCAAUGGCGGCGAAGCCUUCAACUGGCUUCUCAACAUCAUCUCUGUCGCCGGCUUCAUCGCCUGGUCCUGCAUCUGCAUCUGCCACCUGUGCUUUAUGCGCGCGCUAAAGGCCCAAAACAUCAGCCGCGACACCCUCCCGUUCAAGUCCUGGGGCGGCAGCCCCCUCGCCAUCUACGGCCUCUCCUUUUGCGCCAUCAUCACCCUCACCCAGGGCUUCACGGCGUUUGUCCCCUGGAACGUCGAGGACUUCUUCAUCGCCUACGUCAGUCUCAUCCUCUUUGUUGUCUUGUACACGGGCCACAAGAUUGUCAAGCGCACGGCUUUCAUCAAGCCUGCGCAGGCGGAUAUUCUGACGGGCAAGUUUGAAGAGGAGAUUGCCGAGUCGUGGGAGGAAAGCUCGGCGAGCUCGUCGUGGCAGAGGUUUAGGAAUAAGAUUCUGAGGCAGUAA